AUGCUGCUCAAGGUAGCGUAUGCACUCCUGGCACUCCAGGCAAGUGCUGUCCAUUCAUUUGCGAUCGGAGAUGAGACUUUCGACUAUGUCGUUGUUGGUGGAGGUACCGGCGGCAGCGUCAUUGCGACACGUCUCGCACAACAUUCUUUCAGGGUCGCAUUGAUCGAAGCUGGAGGCUUGUACGAGUUCGAGUCUCUGGCGGCUGUCCCUGCAGCCGAUGUGCUUCCCGUGGGAUCGGAUCCCAAUACACAGGCCGCAGUGGACUGGGGAUUCGUGACGAGGGGGCAACCUGGUGCAAAUGGGCGGGCGAUACAUUUUGCUCGAGGCAAAUGUUUAGGAGGAUCUUCUGCUUUGAACUUUAUGAUUUAUCAACGACCGACUCGAGAUUCAAUGCAAGAAUGGGCAGACGCUGUCAACGAUCAAAGCUACACCUUCGACAACGUUCUUCCCUUCUACAAACGUAGCACACACUUCACAGCCCCAAAUACCAAGCUUCGAGCUUCCAACGCCACGACGGAAUACAAUGCCGAUGCAUUCGACUCCAACGGCGGCCCUCUCCAGGUAUCAUACUCGAACUAUGCCCAACCCUUCUCGUCCUGGAUGAACCUCGGCAUGCAGGCAAUUGGCAUCAACGAGACACAGGACUUCAACUCGGGUUCUUUAAUGGGAGGACAGUAUUGCUCGUCUACAAUCGAUCCAUCAAGUGAGCUUCGCAGUAGCUCCCAGGCGUCCUUUCUGACAGCUAUCAAGCCUUUGACCCUCAAGACGUACUCACAAACACUCGCGAAGAAGAUCGUGUUCAAUGAACAGGAUAGAGCCACAGGCGUGCAAGUUAAGGGCAUCUUCGGCAAUACCUUCACUCUUUCAGCCUCGAAGGAGGUUAUAGUCUCUGCUGGUGCAUUCCAGUCUCCGCAACUACUGAUGGUAUCCGGUGUCGGUCCCGCAGAUGAGCUGAAACAGUACGACAUUGCUGUAGUUGCCGACCGGCCUGGUGUCGGGCAAAACAUGUGGGACCAUCCAUUUUUCGCGCCUUCAUAUCGGGUGCAGGUCGACACCGUUACUAAAAUCACGAGAAACCUCAUAUACGCGGCCGGCCAGCUUUUGAACGGGGUAGCAGAGAAGUCUGGCCCCUUGACAAACCCGGUCGCCGAUUAUCUAGCCUGGGAGAAGAUCCCACAGGCCCUACGCUCCAAGUUCACUCAGGGCUCUCAAAAGGCUUUAUCUAAUUUCCCAUCGGACUGGCCCGAAGUUGAGUACAUCUCUGGCGCGGGUUAUAUCGGCAAUGUCUCCAAUUUGCUCUCUGACCAGCCAAAGGACGGAUACCAGUACGCCUCCAUCUUGGGCGUUCUGGUCGCGCCCUUAUCGCGAGGCAAUAUCACCAUCAAAUCUUCCAGCACUGAUGACCUGCCUAUCAUUAACCCUAACUGGCUCGAUGAUCCAGCUGACCAGGAAGUCGCCAUCGCCAUAUUCAAGAGAAUGCGCGCGGCCUUCCAAAGUGAUGCAAUGGCACCUGUGAUCAUCGGAGAAGAAUACUACCCCGGCGUCAAAGUCCAAAGUGAUAGUGAUAUCCUGCAGUUCAUCAAAAACAACGUAAUGACGCUUUGGCACCCGGCUUGUACCUGCAAGAUGGGCAAGUCUGACGAUGACAUGGCUGUGGUGGACGCUCAGGCACGCGUAUACGGCGUACAGGGACUCCGUGUUGUGGACGCAAGCGCAUUCCCAUUCCUCCCGCCUGGUCAUCCCCAGUCGACCGUUUAUAUGCUUGCCGAGAAGAUCUCGGAUGCGAUUAUCAACAGUUCUUAG
This is a messenger RNA of Penicillium cataractarum, 1803 nucleotides long. Its product is annotated as GMC family oxidoreductase. The record is from RefSeq and is a predicted model, not a curated record. Gene Ontology annotation, biological process: secondary metabolite biosynthetic process. The transcript has 4 exons. Gene Ontology annotation, molecular function: flavin adenine dinucleotide binding; oxidoreductase activity, acting on CH-OH group of donors. The coding region runs from base 1 to 1803 and encodes 600 amino acids. NCBI's taxonomy places the organism in Eukaryota, Fungi, Ascomycota, Eurotiomycetes, Eurotiales, Aspergillaceae.